UAUCUCUGUCACUCCUCUCGUGACGCUUCUCCCGAUCCCGUUCCUCCACAAGGGAUUUCUCAAAGUCCUCGAGAGUCAUAUUCUCGAGGGAAACAGCUCUAUAGUCAAAAAAGAGGUGGUCAGGAGAGCAAACGGAAAUGAAUGAAUGACGUCGAAAGAAUUGGUCGAGACCUUUUUUUUCUCACCGCCUUGCGGGAAUUUCCCCUCACUUUUCAUCAUGAAAAGAAAAAAAGUCGGUUUGAUCUUCAUUGAUCUUUAGCUCAGAUAUCAACGCAAAUUUUGUUGUAUAGAAAGGGCGCAUCUUAUUUACACACAAAAAGAAAAUCUUGUUAAGCCACUAUAUUUCAAAUACAGCAGUGCACAGACUUCCUCCAUGAUGGCGAACCCCCCAGUCUCCGUCGUCUGCGUCGGCAUGGCAGGCUCAGGAAAAACUACUUUCAUGCAGAGAAUCAAUUCACAUCUUCAUUCGAAGAAAUCCCCGCCCUAUGUGCUCAACCUCGACCCCGCAGUCCACUCGGUCCCAUUCGAAAGUAACAUCGAUAUUCGCGACUCCAUCAAUUAUAAGGAAGUCAUGAAACAAUACAAUCUCGGCCCUAACGGAGGUAUUUUAACGUCAUUGAAUCUAUUCGCUACCAAAGUCGACCAGGUCAUCGCCCUACUCGAGAAGCGGACCGCUCCUAAUCCCUCCAACCCCGCCGCAAAGCCAAUCGAACACAUCUUAGUCGACACCCCAGGGCAGAUCGAGGUUUUCGUGUGGAGUGCAUCUGGUAGCAUUCUCCUCGAGACCUUGGCAUCAUCGUUCCCUACUGUGAUUGCCUACAUUAUCGAUACCCCGCGUACUAGCUCAACUAGCACCUUUAUGAGCAACAUGUUGUACGCCUGUAGUAUCCUAUACAAGACUAAGCUGCCAAUGAUCCUCGUGUUCAACAAGACAGAUGUCCAGGAUGCUGAGUUUGCGAAGGAAUGGAUGUCCGAUUUUGAUGCAUUCCAACAGGCUCUCCGGGAGGAGGAGGAGUCCGGUGCUUUUGGAACUGAAGGUGGAGCCGGGGGCUUUGGGGCUGGAAGUGGAUAUAUGGGUUCUCUUCUCAACAGCAUGAGUCUCAUGCUGGAAGAGUUUUACCGACAUUUGAACGUCGUUGGUGUUAGCUCAAUGACAGGCGAUGGUAUCGAUGAAUUUUUUGAGGCGGUUGAGGAGAAGCGCCAGGAAUUUGAACGAGACUAUAAACCUGAACUCGAACGUUUGAAGAAAGAACGCGAGGAAGCCAAGACAACACAGCGUGAGGUUGAACUCGGGAAACUAAUGAAGGAUAUGAAUCUAGCUAGCUCCAGUCGAGCCCAAGGCGCCGACGCGGCUGAGACUGUCAGUGAGGCCGAAGAAGAGGCGGAGGACAAUGCUGCAAGGAGAGGUGCCUUUGAGGAAUCGGAAGAUGACAGCGACGAGGAGUCGAGUGUUCCUCCGGCUGGUGAUAAUCAAGGUCUCAGCCAGCGAUACCAACAAGCACUUUCUGACUCCACUGGUAUGCCAUCUGAUCAGGACUUGAGCUUUGCCAGAUACCUACGCUCUAGCAACAUCAACCAAUAGCAUUUCCCCCUGCACAUUUGAUCUAUCAUAUUGCCCAUUUACCUGGUGUUGCGAGGUGUUUUUAUUGUCUUUGAAUCAUAAAGAAUAAUGUGGAAUGAAAAUAUAUCAUAGACUAUACGAAGCUACAUAAUAUGAAAUCA
Molecule: messenger RNA, 1722 nt
Organism: Aspergillus ochraceoroseus IBT 24754
Lineage: Eukaryota; Fungi; Ascomycota; Eurotiomycetes; Eurotiales; Aspergillaceae
Product: putative ATP binding protein
Exons: 2
Coding region: 374-1582 (402 amino acids)
Molecular function (GO): GTPase activity
Source: RefSeq, a predicted model, not a curated record